Molecule: messenger RNA, 5331 nt
Organism: Xiphias gladius (swordfish)
Lineage: Eukaryota; Metazoa; Chordata; Actinopteri; Istiophoriformes; Xiphiidae
Product: sodium-dependent neutral amino acid transporter SLC6A17-like
Biological process (GO): alanine transport; glycine transport; proline transport
Cellular component (GO): plasma membrane; synaptic vesicle
Source: RefSeq, a predicted model, not a curated record
GACCGCUGUGUCGCUCUUGGUAAUGAGCAGCGCGUCGUGCGUCACGGUGCGCCCCGGACUCCCCACCCUGAGUGUCAGCCCUAGGCAGACCGGCAUGUGAUGCUCCGUCCUCCAGUGUCCUGCGAGCGCCCAGCCAGUACCACUCCGGCACACGAGUCCAGCCCCGGCGGAUUGUAUUCAUGACUCUCUCCAGGUACUCUCCGACCGCCGCGUGCAGAGGAAACCUUGGAUGUCGUUGAUCGCUGCUAAAGACUCACGGACUGAGGCCAAGACCUGAAAUCCAGCUGUCACUCCUCAGUCUCUCCCUUAUCGCUACAUUCAUCCGUCUCUUCUCCAGUCGUUGCCUAUACCCCUUCUUUCUGUUCCUUCCAGCCUCUUUCUCGCUCUCUCUUUCUCUCUCCACCCCCACCCCUUUCCCAACCCCUCAGCCUCCCUCAUGCCUAAGAACAGCAAGGUGACGCAGCGCGAGCAGAGCCAUGAGCACGUCACAGAGUCGGUGGCUGACCUGCUCGCACACGAGGAGCCACUCGACUACAAGAGCAGCUCCCUGAAUGUCGGGGGGGCGGCCGGGAAGAAAGUCCCGCAGAUAGAGGUGCCCGAAAACGAUGGGCGCCCCGCCUGGAACAGCAAACUCCAGUACAUCUUGGCCCAGGUGGGCUUCUCUGUGGGCCUGGGCAACGUGUGGCGCUUCCCUUACCUGUGCCAAAAGAAUGGAGGAGGUGCCUAUCUGGUUCCCUACUUCAUCCUCCUCCUCAUCAUCGGGAUCCCGCUCUUCUUCUUGGAGCUGGCGGUGGGUCAGAAGAUCCGACGUGGGAGCAUCGGGGUCUGGAACUAUGUCUGUCCCCGUCUGGGCGGGAUAGGGAUGUCAAGUCUGAUGGUGUGCGGCUUUGUGGGUCUCUACUACAAUGUGAUCAUUGGUUGGAGCAUCUUCUACUUCUUCCAGUCCUUUCAGUAUCCUCUGCCAUGGAGCGACUGCCCAAUCAGAAAGAACGGGACACUUGCUAUUGUGGAGCCGGAGUGUGACAAAAGCUCGGCUACGACCUAUUUCUGGUACCGUCAGACUCUGAACACGACCAGCACCAUCGCAGUGAGUGGCGGCCUCAACGUCAAAAUGACCCUGUCUCUGUUCGUGGCCUGGAUCAUUGUCUGUCUCGCCGUCAUUAAAGGAAUCGCCUCCUCUGGGAAGGUGAUGUACUUCAGCUCUCUUUUCCCCUAUUUGGUGCUCUUCUGUUUCCUGGUCAGGGGGCUGAUGCUGAAGGGAUCGGUGGAUGGUAUUGCUCACAUGUUCACUCCCAAGCUGGAAAAGAUGUUGGAGCCCAAGGUGUGGAGGGAGGCAGCCACCCAGGUCUUCUUCGCCCUGGGUCUGGGCUUUGGAGGAGUCAUAGCUUUCUCCAGUUACAAUAAGAUAGACAACAACUGUCAUUUUGACGCCGUGCUCGUGUCUUUCAUCAACUUCUUCACCUCCAUCCUGGCCACGCUGGUGGUGUUCGCUGUGCUGGGCUUCAAGGCCAACAUCAUGAAUGAAAAGUGUGUCGCAGAGAAUGCAGAGAAGAUCCUGGGAUACCUCGACUCACAUGUCCUGAGUCACGAUCUCAUCCCUCCACACGUGAACUUCUCCCAUCUCACCACAUCAGACUAUGCCGAGAUGUAUGGGGUCAUCAAGACGGUCAAAGAGGGCAGCUUUGCCCAGCUGGGUCUGGAGCCUUGUGUCCUGGAGGACGAGCUCAACAAGGCUGUCCAGGGCACCGGCCUGGCUUUCAUCGCCUUCACAGAAGCCAUGACCCAUUUCCCAGCGUCCCCAUUCUGGUCGGUCAUGUUCUUCUUCAUGCUCAUUAACCUCGGUCUGGGAAGCAUGAUCGGCACCAUGACAGGCAUCACCACACCCGUCCUCGACGCCUACAAAGUCCAGAAGGAGCUUUUCACAGUGUGUUGCUGCAUUGUGGCCUUCCUGUGUGGCCUGUUGUUCGUUCAGCGCUCAGGGAAUUACUUUGUCACCAUGUUCGAUGAUUAUUCUGCUGGUCUGCCUCUAACUGUAGUGGUCAUCCUGGAAAAUCUGUCUGUCGCUUGGAUUUACGGCACUAAAAGGUUCAUGCAGGACCUGGAGGACAUGUUGGGUUUCCGACCAAACAUGAUCUAUUUCUACCUGUGGAAGUAUGUGUCCCCUCUCUGUCUCAUUGUUCUCAUCUCAGCCACUGUCAUCGAGAUGGCCAUCAGCCCACCAGGAUACAACGCCUGGGUCCAAGAGCUGGCUCAGGAACGCUUCCAGAGCUACCCUCCCUGGGCACUAGCCAUGUGCUUUGCUCUCAUUGUAUUGGCCAUGCUUCCUCUGCCUGUCGUCUUCAUCGCCCGUCACUUCAACCUGAUGUCAGACGGCUCCAACAAGCUGUCCGUCUCCUACCGUAAAACCAUGAUGAAGGACAUGUCCAACCUGGAGGAGCAGAACGAGGCCAGAUUAAUCCUCGGCGCCAAGCCUGGCGAGGCACCGUCAUCAGUGCCGGCGCGCAGAGCUUACCUCACUCCUGGAGGGAACACCCUGGACCCCAACUCCCUGUCUCCAAACAGCUGCUACGGUACAAGCUACCAAAACGCUGCCAUCAGCCCCACCACGCCAACAACACUGUCCACGCCUGUUACACCAGAGUCGGACUCUUGACUGUUGUCCAAACCCACCGCUCUUACAUCCAGUCCUGUAGCACCGUUUACCUUUCAGCCAUAAAGUCUCCACCAGGGGUCACUGCAGCACAGAGAACCCCUACCCCCUCCCCUGCUAACACCGCAAAACUGUAUGUAGCUGCCUAAUUUAACUGAGCACACACAUCCCAAAAUAAGACUAAGGAACCACCUGAGAAGAUUUCCAAAAUGUUUCCAGGAUUCCCCGCUUCUGGACAGGAAGGUAGUAUGGAGAUAUAUGUCAAAAGCAAGAAAAAAAAGACACAAUAAACUCUUAACAGUUGAUCAACAGUGGCACACUGUACAUCUCCAUGUAUUCUGUAUUUAAAAUCACAUGGUUUAUGUGCUUAAGAUGAAGUUCUGUGAUUUGCCUUAGUAUAAAGAUCUUCAGACACAGCCCCCCCACAGUAUUAUGCACAUCCCUGUCUGCACAGUGCAGGGGAUCUGAAAGAGCGAAUGUAGUGAAGCAGGUGUGGUUCUGCUGGGUGAACAGGUUCCCACUCAGCACAGUGGCACUGAGAGCCAAGACGAAUGUGUGUUUCAUCAUUUUAGGGUUUAAAGCCUUUCGCUGUUGGCGUUGCUGCCCUUUGUAGCGAUACUGUGCGUCAAAGCCAUACAGUUUGACACAGAUCAAAUUAUUUUCUGUUAGACAGUAUGCAGUGAUUUCAGUGAAUACAUAUAGAAUGUCUACACUGAGCAUGGACAUGCACCUCCGCUCCGCUGUUUUGAACAACAAAAUGCUGCUCUAAAGACACCCAUUUAUGUUCCAUUCAGACCCUAACUCAACCUCCUGCUCUGUUUUGUCUGUAGCCAGUAUUGUUCUUGUUCAUUCUGUAAACAGCGAUGUACAGUAUAGUAAUAUAACACGGGAUAAUAUAAUUUUUGUUACCUGGAGGAGAUCAAAACCACCGUCUCAUCAUCCGCCACACACACUUUAUGACUUGUGCUGUAGAAAGUCACACAUUUCAGUUUCUCCGCCAAAGAGUAAAAAGUAGAUAAGGAAACACUUGAAGUCUACAUGUUUAUGUGACAGAAUAAUAGACUUAAUACGCUGAAUUGCGUAGAAAGUGAACUAAACCCGUCAGACUGUAACACAAAACAAUCGUAUCCACUGACAAGACGCACAGCUUGCUCAUGUGAUUUUGAGACAAACGUCCAGAUUGCUUCUUCGAUGUAGCUCUGACUUUUUUCCUACAAAAAUGACAAUCCUACAGAACCACAAAAUAGAUUUUACACAAUUAUUGUGCACAAGCUAAAUACUAACCCUAAGUGCUGACCUCUUAUUUUGAAUAUAAAUACCGUCAAAUAUAUCCCACACAAUGACUAAGCAAUAUUUAAUCAUAUUGUAGCACAAACGAGAAUGCACAAAUUAUGUUCACUAUGGACACAAAACAUAAUGAACACGAAAUAGAAAAAUAAAAAAUAAAUAGAAUAAAAGCAACGGACCAACGGAUAGGAGCUUAGGGAACAAAAAUCCAAAUUAUGGAAUAUUAAACUCAUCAGCUAACUUGAUAGUAUGAACUUCUGUACCCCUUAGACUCCGCACAACAAACAAAUAAAAUACAUGCACACAUAUGCUCAAACACAUGCACACGCUGUUUCUGUGUAUUUGUGAAAUAAUAAACCUCUUGAUGCCGACAGUAACAUAAACUCAGUCAUGCAACACCAGGGCUCCUUUGUGAUGAAGGUUUUUGACUCCUGCUUAAACUGAAGUUAAGCCAGCAGACAGUCUGAACCGGUAAAAUUAAGAUGGACAUUUUCCUGUGAACAUGUUUCAUUUUUGUUCACAUUGAUAGUUGUGCAGACCUGUCUGCACAUUCAAACUGAGCACAUUUAAGUUCCUGUUACACAGAAGAGGAUACCUUUAUUUAUUUUUUUAUCAGAAUAUUUAAAGCAAUGGUGUUAGGUUAAAAACGGACUAUAUUUAUAUUCCUGUAUAUUUGCGGUGUACGUAGGUGUGAUGAAUAACAAAGAUUUAUCUUUAAAAAAGUGACCAGUAUAUAUACUGUAUACAUUUUCAUCUUGUGUGAUGCUCACUGAAAUUGUAUAUUUAAAGACUUGUCUAUUUUGUAGUUUGUGUAACUCAUUGUUGUUGUGAGAUAUGAAAAUGCUGCUGGCAGGUAGAGGUGAUGUGUGAUCUCAGUGUAGUUGUGUAUGGGCAGCAGCUGGUUGUGUUCACAGGAGCAGUGUGUUCUGGCUCCACCACAUGUUAGGUGAUGUCCGCUCACCUGUCUCCGUUUUUAGGUUUAGUGGUCCACUUGUUUUUAGCCACACUAGCAGUUUACCACAAAAUGCUGUUAAAAUUUCCUCCUGUGCAACACUUUAGUUCGAGCCAGGAUACUGUGGGAAGAGGAAAACCUCACCGGGGGCAGUUAGGCUUGGGCCCCUGCGCCGCGCAGUUUUCCAAUUAGGUUCAACCUAGUAAAUAAUUAACUGAAGUCCUGGGUCUGAUGUAGUGGAUUCAUUGCAUAUAGUCAAAAAGCCGAGCUGGUCCCGGGAGCAGAAUUUGUAAGCAUUCAUGUUUGUACCUUUCCACCUGUCCUGCCGUCAUUGGCACAAAAUGAAUGGUUACGAACGAGUGAUCGUGCUUUUUCUCCACCGCAAUGUGUUUCGCUGCUGAGCACUGGGAUUUCCUGUGCCCAUAGGUCAGGCUGACCUGAG